CGACCUCGUCCCAGUGACGUCCUCCCCGCUCGUCCAGCCCACCAACGGCUCGUCCACCCCAACAGCGACGCCCCACCCUCCCUCCGGGGCAGGCACUCCCUCCGCCGCGCUCGCUUCUGCCAAAGCCGCUGCCGGAUCAUCGAGCGGCACCAUGGGCACGUUUGGUGUCAAGUCCGGGCUUGCCCAGAUGCUCAAGGGAGGCGUGAUCAUGGAUGUCGUCACGGCUGAGCAGGCACGUAUUGCCGAGGAGGCAGGUGCAUGCGCCGUCAUGGCGCUCGAGCGUGUACCGGCGGAUAUCAGGGCUCAGGGAGGUGUGGCGAGGAUGAGCGACCCGAAAAUGAUUAAGGACAUCCAGGCGGCGGUCACUAUUCCCGUCAUGGCCAAGGUCCGGAUUGGGCACUUUGUGGAGGCACAAAUCUUGCAAGCUAUUGGCAUCGAUUAUAUCGACGAGUCGGAGGUGCUUACCCCUGCUGACGAGCAGCACCAUAUCAACAAGCAUGCUUUCAAGGUGCCCUUCGUCUGCGGCUGCCGCGACCUCGGCGAGGCUCUGCGCCGUAUCUCUGAAGGCGCAGCCAUGAUCCGCACGAAAGGAGAAGCCGGGACGGGCAACGUGGUCGAGGCGGUGCGCCACAUGCGCCAAGUGAUGAGCGACAUCAAGCGUGCGAGCGCGAUGGCCGAGGAGGAGCUAUAUGCGUUUGCAAAGGAGCUUGGCGCACCGUUCCAUUUGCUGAAAGAGACGGCGAGGCUGAAGAGGCUCCCUUGUGUUAACUUCGCCGCUGGUGGAAUCGCUACGCCAGCCGACGCGGCACUGAUGAUGCAGCUUGGAUGCGACGGCGUCUUCGUCGGCUCCGGCAUCUUCCACUCGGGCGACCCCGUCAAGCGCGCUCGGGCGAUCGUCCAAGCCGUCACGCACUACAACAACCCGAAGAUCCUAGCCGAGAUCUCGAGCGACCUAGGCGAGGCAAUGGUUGGUCUGACGAUUGAUAAUAAUCUGAAGGGGGGCCAGUAUGCGGGUCGGGGUUGGUGAACGGCGGAUUUGGCCGAGGCUGUGGAAUAGGAACUAGGUUAAUUUAGCUGUUUAGACUGGGCUGGAAUUGAUACGGAAU
This is a messenger RNA of Dacryopinax primogenitus, 1106 nucleotides long. RefSeq names its product vitamin B6 biosynthesis protein. The transcript has 4 exons. The coding region runs from base 152 to 1027 and encodes 291 amino acids. Gene Ontology annotation, biological process: pyridoxine biosynthetic process; pyridoxal 5'-phosphate biosynthetic process; amino acid metabolic process. NCBI's taxonomy places the organism in Eukaryota, Fungi, Basidiomycota, Dacrymycetes, Dacrymycetales, Dacrymycetaceae. The record is from RefSeq and is a predicted model, not a curated record. Gene Ontology annotation, molecular function: amine-lyase activity.